UCAGGAUGGCUUCUACAAGUAAAAGAAAUUCUGCAGUGAGAAUUCAAAAUACAUUUUGCCCUGAAGGUGGAGUCUGCAAGCACGGAUUCCUCAUCAAAUCACCACCUCUUCAACUCUUCAGCUCUCAGAAUUCCUGGAAAAGGCGUCUUUUUGUCCUGUCCAAAUCCAGCACAGGGAAUUACAUCCUGAAGUAUCUGAAAGGCCAACAUGUGAAAGGCUCCAUAGCUGUUGAUCAAAUGAUAAGUAUUGAAGCUGGCAUACGUAAUGCUGAAAAUAUGGAAACGGUGAGGAAGAUGUUUAAAUGCCUUCCUGAGCAGGUGAUGUCCAUCAGAACUGGAAGCAGAUGUUACUACCUCAUUGGGGACAGCAGGCAGGAAAUAGAGGACUGGGUCACUCUGAUAUCUUCAGUCUGCAGGGAGGACAAAAGAAGUGGAUGCUGCCCUCAGAACCAAGACCUUCCAAAUCCAGAAGUCAGAAGCCGGCCUUCCUCUUUGCCACUAUCCUUGAAUUCUAUAGAUAUGACCAGCAGUCCAGACAGGCAGAGCUACCAGAAGGAGAAUGGUUCCUCAGAAGACAAGAACAGGCCUUACUCAGAUCCUGGCCCCCAUCAGGCUCAGUGUGACUCACCAAGAGAAGUUUCUCCAAGCCUGGAUAACAUUCUGGGAAGAAGUGAGGAAAAUCUGCUGUUGUCAGAUCCAGAGGAAAACACCAAAAAGGAUGAAGAAGAUUAUUACCAAACUCCCAGCAGUGUUUUAGCACAGUGCACAACUGAAGUAUCAAAGCCUGACCCUACAGCUGAGUCUGAUGUCCCUGUGCAGGAGAUGCCAGUGCAGAAGAACCCAGUGAAGGAGAACAUUUACAUGUCAAUGAAAUCACUGUAACUCACGUGCAGACGUGAUGGACUCCCAUCCCCUCCCAAAUUCCAGAACAACAGCCCAAGAGACUUGGAAGCAGACAAAGACACAGAAUUCCCAGAAAGCAGCACCAGCCUGCAGCCAACCCUCCAGAGAAGACAAAACUCUCUACCCCUCUCAGUGGUUCACUUGUCUAUAUUGCUCAGUCAAGUUACAGAUGAGAUGCAGCUGCAGAAAUUGGAUAUUUUCGUACCCCUGGCUGAUAUUAACAAUUACCUAAAACUUACAGAAGCAGCAGGACGAAUAUGCGUCUCACAGUGGGCUGGUCCUUGCAGGCUGGGGUGUUUGUUUAACCACGGAGAUCACCUGGUGGCUGUGAAUGAUCUGCAGCCCCAGGGUGUGGAGGAGGCUUACUUCUUCAUCAGCAGGUCCACGAGGAAGGAGGUGAAGCUUACUGUAUGUAGGAUUCCACAUUCAGACAUCUUCCACGCUAAAGGCUGCUCAUGUUCCUGA
Messenger RNA from Catharus ustulatus (Swainson's thrush), 1367 nucleotides. RefSeq names its product pleckstrin homology domain containing S1 (gene PLEKHS1). The transcript is spliced from 13 exons. NCBI's taxonomy places the organism in Eukaryota, Metazoa, Chordata, Aves, Passeriformes, Turdidae. The record is from RefSeq and is a predicted model, not a curated record.